Molecule: messenger RNA, 1551 nt
Organism: Dioszegia hungarica
Lineage: Eukaryota; Fungi; Basidiomycota; Tremellomycetes; Tremellales; Bulleribasidiaceae
Product: co-chaperone
Exons: 7
Coding region: 1-1551 (516 amino acids)
Biological process (GO): protein folding in endoplasmic reticulum
Cellular component (GO): endoplasmic reticulum
Molecular function (GO): misfolded protein binding; protein-folding chaperone binding
Source: RefSeq, a predicted model, not a curated record
AUGAGGACCGGUCGCUCCUUCGCCGCUUUUGCGCUUCUCUCCGCGUCGCUCUGCUCGGGCGUGCUGGGGGAGUCCUCUCGAACAGCACAGCAGGCUACGCAGGAUGGGAACAGAUUACUAGCGGAGGGCGAGUAUAGCGGAGCUGCGAGAGCGUUCGGAGAAGCGAUAGAGCUGGACCCGUCGUCAUUUUCGACCUACUACAAGCGGGCGACCGCAUACCUUUCUAUGGGACGGACCAACGCCGCGCUGGAUGACUUUGAUACAAUACUGCGGCUGAAUCCGGCUUUCGUACAGGCGCACUAUCAGAAAGCCAAGAUACUAGCAAAGGAUGGGGAGUUCAGUCGAGCAGGAGAAGCGCUCCAGCUAUAUACAAAGCAGGAUCAGGAGGCGGCCGAUCUGGCUGAAGCUGUCAAGUCAGCAGCGAAUGCGGCUGGAUCUGCGCGGAAGGCGAGGAAGAGCAGGGACUGGCCGCUUUGCGUGCAACACGCUACGAAAGCUCUGGAAGUGGGACCCAACUCUGUUGAGAUGAGGGAGGUCAGAUUAGCGUGCAACGAGGAGAUGGGGGAUGUGGAUGCGGUCUAUGGUGAUCUUAGCCGACUAGCUAUACUUCAACCCGCUUCCACCGACCUUCCCCUCCGCCUAGCCCAUAUCGGCUACUUCAUCCUCGCUUCUCCACAAGCGCUGAACCACGUCAAGCAGUGUCUGCAUUACGACCCCGACUCGAAGCCCUGCAAGAAGGUGCACAGGCUACUGAGGUCACUCGAGAAGGACGUGGCGAAGGCGCGGAACUUUGUCGAGGGCGGGACCCCUCGGCCAGCCAUCAAAGUUCUAGACGGCGAUGACGGGUUGCUGGCGCGGUUCGAGAAGGCGUUCAAGGACGCACAGACUGAGCAGGACGGCCGGAUUUGGCUACCACUAACAUUACGGCCGAACGAGACGAGCGAGACCAGACUCAACCUCUAUGCCCUCGCGUGCAAGGCUGCGGUCGGUGCGAACGACUUUACCAAGUCGCGGGGGAUGAAGUGGUGCGACGAGGUGUUUGCGAUGGACGCGGAGAACUCGGAUGCUCUGAUAGCGAGAGGGGAGAAGGCGCUCAAGGAGGAGAAGUACGAAGAAGCGGUACGGAUGUUGGAAAAGGCGUUUGAGACGACUGGGCGGAGCAGCCAGGAUAUUGCGAAUAGGCUGGGGAAAGCGCAGAAGUUGUUGAAGGUGUCCAAGCAGAAGGAUUACUACAAGGUGCUGGGAGUAUCGAGGGAUGCGGAUGCUCGGACGAUCAAGAAGGCAUUCCGGACAAAAGCAAAGAUCGCCCAUCCCGAUGUUGGAGGAUCAGCGGAACAGAUGUCGGCUCUCAACGAGGCACAUGAAGUCUUGUCAGAUCCUCAACUGCGCCAGCGUUACGAUAACGGCGACGACCCAAACGAUCCGACAUCAGGCCACCAGCAGAACCCCUUUGCCCAUCAUGGCGGGAUGCCAUUCCAAUUCUUCCAGCAGCAGGGCGGUGGGUUCCCUGGCUCAGGAGGCGGACAGAGGAUGCAGUUCCAGUGGGGAUAG